GUCGAAGGAGGCACAUCAGUUUAUCCGUGCGCAGACGACUACCCGACUAUCGACACAUUGUUUUUGUAUUUGUGGAUAUUUCUAUCGCAUUCUUUCGAUAUAGAGGAGAUAUAUGUACACAGACAAGUGACCCACAAAGUGACCCAGGCACUGUCGCUUUAAAGCGAACACCUCCCCUCCCCCCAUUAUUGGAGCCCCCCCCCCCAAUUACCCAGAUAACAUGGACGGAUUCUAUGACCAGCAAGUCCCAUUUAUGGUCCCACCCAGUCACAAGUCUCAGGUGGAGGAACCAUCUCACAACAGGCCUCUAAACGACAGGAAAAGGAAAUUUGUCGACACAGAGCUUGCCCAGGACACAGAAGAACUCUUUCAAGACCUCAGUCAGCUGCAAGAGAUUUGGAUUGCGGAAGCCCAGGUGCCCGAUGACGAACAGUUUGUCCCAGAUUUCCAGUCGGAUAGCUUGAUGUUUCAUGGCCCGCCACCAGCCAAGAUCAAGCGAGAGCUGACUCCCUCCAAAGAGCUCUCUCCCUGUCGCCAGGACAGGAGUCCCAUGCCCUACGGAGAGAAGUGCCUUUACAGCCACAGUGCCUGUGACAGGAAGCCCACUCCAGGGUUCAAGCCAUUAACUCCCCCCUCAACACCUGUCUCUCCUUGCGGCCCUACCAGCACAGCAGGAACACACCCACUGAGUGAGCAGGCCCCCCCUCCUCACCCCCACGUAGCCAAUCAGACCCCAAGGCCACAUCCAGUACACGUGCAACAGCCUAUAACGGCAAACAUUGGAUCUCCGAACCAGCAAGCACUCCCAGUCCACAGCCACAGCCCACCCUUCGCUGUGCCCUGUGCACCCAUCAACCAGGAUGCCAACCACUUCACACCUGAGCACAGGUUCCAGAGGCAGAUGUCCGAGCCAUGUCUACCUUUUCCCCCAUCAGAGAGCCAAGGGCGCCCCCAGUUCUUGCCCCAGCCUGCCGGCAGCAACAACAACAGUCUGCAACGUGACAGCCGGCCACCAUACCACCGGCAGAUGUCAGAGCCAUUGGUAGCUGUGCCUCCCCAGGGUUUCAAGCAAGAGCUCAUCGACCCACGAUACACCGAGCAGGGCGUCCCCACCAUGGGGCCUCCAGGUCCACCUCCAGGCCCUCCGCGUCAGGCUUCUUUCCACCCAAUGGCCAUCAAGCAGGAGCCUCGAGAUUUCUGCUUUGACUCUGAAGUGCCUAACUGUCAGUCAUCAUUUGGAAGAGCAGGGAGCUUCUACCAAAAUAACCAUGAAAGUUUCUCCUUUGACAGAGAUCCUCAGAUGUACUUUGAUGAUACCUGCGUGGUCCCUGAAAGAUUAGAAGGAAAAGUAAAACAGGAACCCUCUGUCUAUCGAGAAGGACCUCCCUACCAGCGCCGUGGCUCCCUGCAGCUGUGGCAGUUCCUGGUCACGUUACUGGAUGAUCCAGCCAAUGGCCACUUCAUAGCCUGGACUGGUCGUGGCAUGGAGUUCAAGCUCAUUGAGCCUGAGGAGGUGGCUCGUCGCUGGGGUAUCCAGAAGAACAGACCAGCCAUGAAUUAUGACAAGCUGAGCCGCUCCCUGCGUUACUACUACGAGAAGGGCAUCAUGCAGAAGGUAAAGGUGGCUGGUGAGAGGUAUGUCUACAAGUUUGUGUGCGACCCCGAGGCUCUCUUCUCCAUGGCCUUCCCUGACAACCAGAGGCCCAACCUGAAGGUCGACCCGGACAGCCUGCCGGGGCUGGACGACGACACCGUGCCCCUCACCCACUACGACGACACUGCUCCGUACCUGCUGGAUGCCGGGGAGCAGUGUGUGGCGGGCUUGCCCUUUCCAGAUGGCUACAGCUACUAGCGAGACGCAGGGUCCUGCCGCACAACACACAUGUACACACAAACACUCCCAAAGUCUCUUGACGCCCACUCUUAAAAUCCAGAGCUGGAACUGCUGAGCUGCUUGGACAGAAAACCUGGCGCUCCGCUCCCUCGUGGUUCUUUCUCCUGCUCCCUGGAAAACCUUCAGAAAACUCUGUUAGCUCCUAAGCUAAGAAUGAAUGAGGGGAAAAACCUGCGACAGCUCGUCGACUGCACCACCAUAUGAGAGAGAGAAAGGGAGAGGGUUGUGAAGCCAGUGAGGGUGAACUGGACUCGGUAGCUCUGCCCACCUUACAAGCUUCCUAAAGUAAGGCAAGGGGCUGCUGUUGCUAUGGAGACCAAAUGAAGUGAGGCCACACACCGCCAACUUUAAAAGAAUGGACAGACCCCCCCCCCAAGACUGAAAGAGUUGUUGCAUUUCUGAAUUUGUGACAAUCUGCUUUUCUUAAAAACAAUCGAAUAGCCAACAGAGUAAGAAUUAAGCAACAAAUCUAUUGAGAUAUUCUAAAUGCAGCACUAUUCUAUAGAUGCCUUUUCGAGUCCCCCUCCCCAUUUCCAUGUCACCACAUCUGAUCUACAAGAUCCGUGAAAGGGCUUUAAUUUGCAAAGACGGAUUGACAAGAAACAAAACAACACACCAUGUUCUACACCCACGAAUCAGUUUGUUUCCUGUAGAUAGAACUCUUUUUUUCUUUAAUACGCCAGCUGUUCUACUGUUUUGUUGAAACUUUAGAGACCCAGAACUCUCAGGUGUCUGGGGCAUUGCUGUAUUUCAGGCUAGUUGGUCGGGCUGCUCUCUCGUGUAAAUGUUCCGUUCUUUCAUCGUUCUGCCUGUGUACGAGAUUGUAUCUGCUUCCCUUUAGAGACUGCACCCCAUGGUAGGAGCCCACAGUCUAUACAGUACACUCCUCUUAUGUCUGUUCAUCAUUGCUGGGUCUUUUUAUUGAGAUGGUUAGCACUCCAUCUCUGCCAUUUCAAAAGGGAUACAUGACGCAAGUACAUAUUUUCCCAGAGGGGUUGAUAAUUCCUAAAAGCCUAAGAAGUUAUUAUGUAUGGUAAAUGGUCACAUUUUGUAUUUCUGUCUGGGUGCUUGCUGUUUCCUCGGCAGUGUACUAGUUCCUCUGAUGCACCAGUAUGGCAGGAGCAUCAGGACGUUGCAUGCAAAAAAAAGAAGGGUGACAUUUUGACACCCUCUUUUGGACACCUCUCUGCCAAUCACAAGUUGUCAACAGGGAACUUCUGCUUCUCUUUGCAUGGUGUAAUCAGUCAAGACUGUGUGUCCACUAACAUAUCGCUUUACUGUCUUUGGACAAAGAAGAUAAUUGUGAUAUUCUCUGCAUUUUUUUGUGUUCAUUAUAUAUGUUUCUGAAUGGGGGCAAAGACAAACGUAUAUAAAGUAUAUAUUUUUGCUAUAAGGCCGCAUUUGUUUUGAUUUUGAUGUAUAAGCUGUAUAGUUCUGGCUCUACUAGACAUGUACCUUUUUAAAAACCAACCUUGGUCCUUAUGCUACUACUGCAGACUGUUUCUUUAAGAGGCCUCUGUAAUGGGUUGGAGAAUGGAUGAGAAGAUAUUAUUAUCUUGCCUAUAGUGUGUGUCCGUGUGGGUGUGUGUCCGUGUGGGUGUGUGUCCGUGUGGGUGUGUGUGUGUGUAUGUAAAGGCCAGAGUUCCAGCAAAGACCACAGUGAAGACACACAUUAUAUCAUGGGAUCCAGCCCAGGCAUGGGGAUUGUCUGCACUUGUAUAGGCUUCAGUCCCCUCCCCUCACAAUGUGUUUCUUACACUGCUGAGUUUAUUAUAAUCUGUACUGGGUACAAUAAACAGUCCUUUAUGCUUCAC
Messenger RNA from Chelmon rostratus (copperband butterflyfish), 3708 nucleotides. RefSeq names its product ETS variant transcription factor 5a (gene etv5a). The transcript is spliced from 13 exons. NCBI's taxonomy places the organism in Eukaryota, Metazoa, Chordata, Actinopteri, Chaetodontiformes, Chaetodontidae. Gene Ontology annotation, molecular function: DNA-binding transcription factor activity, RNA polymerase II-specific; sequence-specific DNA binding. Gene Ontology annotation, biological process: regulation of transcription by RNA polymerase II; cell differentiation. The coding region runs from base 221 to 1852 and encodes 543 amino acids. The record is from RefSeq and is a predicted model, not a curated record. Gene Ontology annotation, cellular component: nucleus.